CCUCUCAAACAAAAUACUAGAAAACUCUGGGGUCCUUUCCCACUUGACUUAAGCUGGUUAAGAGGAGGGAAAGGGGAGAAACUUUGCAGAUUGUGAUUGGAAGAUGGUCUGCUGGACAAAGGGGCAGGUAAUGCCAAAUAGAUCUAGCUAGUGGUGUAACAAUAACGUCAACAGAUCAGACCAUGGUAACAAAGGCUCAAGGAGAGAAAGUUACACUAUUGUGCACAUUUACUCUUGGAACAGCAGAUGAGGGCAUUCUUGACAUUGAAUGGGAUGUAGUACAACCAAAUGAGGAGCAACCAGUAAUUAUAUACAAUCGAGACAGGGUUUAUGAUCAAUAUCAUAUGGCCGGACGAGUGCAGUUUGUCAGUCAAAAUCCAGCCUCUGGAGAUGCUACCAUUGAUAUUCUGAAUUUAAAACCAGCUGAUACUGGUUUUUACCAGUGUAAAGUGAAGAAGCUUCCUGGUGUUCAAACUCAUAGAGUCCAGCUAAUAGUACUUGAAAAGCCAACAAAAACGAGUUGCUAUAUUGAAGGAUCACCGGAGAUUGGAACAGAUAUUAUUUUGAAAUGUAAAUCCCAAGAAGGCACUCCUGUCAUAAACUACUACUGGACAAGAACUUCUGGCACAGAACUUCCAGCCACCUCAUCUCAAAACCCAGAUACAGGUGUUCUUAUGAUGAAAAACGCUUCUCACAUCCACUCUGGCACAUACAAAUGUGUGGCUUCAAACAGAGUUGGAACAGAUGAAUGUUCUAUUACACUGAAUGUCACCCCUCCUAUGAACAGAGGUGGUACGAUUGCCGGAGCUGUUAUAGGAUCUCUUCUAGCUAUCUUGUUAGUGGCUUUUAUUGUCUUUUGUUGCUUCAAGAAACAGAGAGAAAAGAAGUAUGAAAAAGAGGUGCAUCAUGAUAUCAGAGAGGAUGUUCCUCCACCAAAGAGUCGUGCUUCAACAGCCCGUAGCUAUAUAGGGAGUAAUCGAUCGUCUUUGGGUUCAAUGUCUCCGUCUAAUAUGGAUGGAUAUGCCAAGACUCAGUACAACAAAGUACCGAGUGAAGACUUUGGACGUACUCUUCCUCAAAAUCCAAAUUACGAACCUCCAAAGGUAGCUGCGCCUAAUCUAAGUAGAAUGGGAGCUAUUCCUGUGAUGAUUCCAGCACAAAGCAAAGAUGGUUCCAUAGUAUAGUGUGGCAAUAAUUUAUACUUCUGCAGUGCAGUACAAGCAUUGAUGAUUAACUUGUUUCAUUUCUACACUUUUACGUAUACAUAGAAUUGAUCUUGAGCAUGAAGAAGUGUGCUUGGUCCACCAGCUUUGUAUUAAUCUUUGACUGUGUACCCCAAAAACUGAGCCUUUUGAAAAAAGAGUUGUCUUUUGUGACAAAACAUAAAACACUUGCAAUAUUUAAAUUCCAUGGGUUGCUGAAUAAACUGUAGAGUUGUUUCAUUAUUAUUAUUUUUUAAAAUAUUGGGUGAUACUAAAGUUAAUUGUCCUUAAAUGUUUAGAAUGAAUGAAGUAUAUUCAAUGCCUGUUACAAAAGUGGAAAUGUUUUGUGUAAAAAGUCUGAAAACAUGAAAUUGAAUUCUUGUGAUCUGGUUUAUUUUUCUCAACAAUUUUAAAUUUUUAAACAAAUUGUCAGUUAUAGUUAAGCAUGCUGAUUAGACACAGUUGAAUUUGAGCUUAAUUGCUUAACCAUGUCCUACCAGUGUUUUCCCUCUUGCAGGAUAACAGUAAGUUAAUAUCACCAUGCAAACAAUCUACUUGUGCUUGUUCAAGAGCACAAAUAUUUUUUGUCUUGAUACAAAAUGGUGUGUGUGUGUGUGCGCGUGCUUGCACAAAAUAAAGAAUAUAGACAUGUUAAUUACCCAUCUGACCAAAAGAAGGGAAAUGGAGACAGAGAAAGGUAACUAAAAACAUUCCUAAAUCAAUCCAGCAUCAAUCCUGACUAGAUCAGACUCAUUGAAAUUAAUGUGGUUGUAGGUAGCAGAUCUCAUUCACUUCAUUGUGUCAGCCUGAAGUACGAUCAAUGUUAGAUUUUGCGUCUGCAUUUUGUAAGAUCGAGCAUUUUGAAACUACUGUUUUUCAAAUAGCUUGACUUGACUACAUUUAGCAUAUAUGUGUACAAAAAGUCUGGUUUUGAUAUAUAAAAUAAUAGCACUACUGUGUGUUAGAAACAUUCAAUAUUUUUAUUUUGUGGUACCAUUUCUGUUUGAUCUGAGAAAUGGCAGCAGGGGUGAAGUAAACCCAUUGUCCCUCUGCUGCUUUGGUGUACCAGUAUGCUCAGUGGCUCUUUCCAAAGCUUUCUGAUGACAUUUUUUAACAAUAAUUAAUUCUUCCUGUCUGUAUUCUUACAUGAUUUUUUUUAUAAAAUAGAGGGGAUGUCUGGAACAUUAUAAAGUGAAUUUCAACUCAAUUUCAGAUUAGCAUUUAAUCUGUCCAUUUUGUAAACUAACAGAUUGCUAGGAAGUUGUUUACAGUUAAUUUGUAGGAAUCUCUCCUCCCCCCUUACAUAUUUCCACAAAAGUAGUAUAUCAGCACUAGUUAAUUAAACUUCCAUUGCAAUUUUACUGUAUAAAAUUUGCUCCCAUAUUAGUAAAGUACAAUACCUGUGUUACCCAUUCCUCUGGUUUGAAGAAAUUUGGGUUAUCCGUAUGUAUAUAAGUAUGAAAACACUGGCUGUAAAUACAUUUGAUUUUCUUAACUUGCCUAAUCUGGUAUUUUCACAUAUUAGAAUAGGCAGUGACUAAUUUCAAAUCAGGUCAGUUAUGCAGAGUGUAUAAGCCUAUAUUGCUAAGUUUAGAUAAUUAACUCAAUUUUAAAUGUGUAAAUAGCCUUCACAUAUUGAGAUGUUCUAGGUAGUCUGAUGCUGUUGGAUCUAAGAUCAACCUUUUUUUUAUCUGUGCCUUUUCAAUAAACUUUACACUUGAUUGUACAUUACGCUUCAACUAUGAAAUAUCUUGGUGCCUGACUGUACUUUUCUUAAUGGUGCUACAAGAUGAAGUUAAUAGUUUCGGCACAACACUGUGACUUAAUUCCUUAUUACUUGAUGUUUAAUUUUUCCUGUCAAUGUUUUGGAUGUUGUUUAAGUGACUGCAUAAUGUCCUGUAUUUCAAAAUGGCUCCUUUCUGUUUGUUGCUAAUUCUUUCAUGAGUCUUGAUAACUCUUCUGUAUAAAAUGUAUUCAUCUCCUCCUACAACUCCCAGUACCAGAAGGAUGAAUGAAUUAGACUAACUUUGCAUGGUGGCUGACUGCUUUUGAGAGGAAAAGAUUAGUAGAUAGAUAGAAAAGACAUGUAGUGUGAAAGGCACACUUCCUCAAACAUUUAACAUAGUAGAUCCACUGCAUCUCUGUUUGUUUAUUUUUUUUACAUACAUACUAGUGCUUGGAACCACUGUUGACAUUACACAGAAUUGGGUGAUUCCAUUUUGUACUUCAGACUGCAGGUUGAGGUAUUAUAUUUCUCUAUAUUUACUGACACAAAAUAAUCCCUAACUGUUAAACUAGACAUCUGGGAGAGCUCAACUUACUAGAGACAGGAAUAUUUCAUGUGAGAAUAUACCUGCAUUCUGAAGUGGUACAAUCCAAAAUCUACCACAUUGUAUAAAGAGCAGAAUGACUCUUGCUGAACAACUUUUCAAAUGCUACGUGUUGUGUGAUUCGUGAAGAGGAAGUGUAUAUAUGUGACAUUUUCCCAUUGCUGUCUACAUCUAGUAUAAAUGGAUAAUAUACACAGUUGUGUACAAGUACAGCAGUCAGGAAAAUGUCUGAAUAUUUAAAGCUUGUCACUUCAUGUAAAAAUACAUAAAUAGAUAGAAUGAAGGAUAACACAACGUGCCUUCAGAAUACAGCUCAUGGGCUUUGGAACUUUGACAAUGUCUACUUGUUUAUAAAACUGUAUAGUGUUUGUAGUAAUAGAGACUGACAUAAGAGAUUUGUGUAUUUUAAAUAAACUCACUUGGGACAGGCUCUGCUUCAAGCAAUUAACUUCUAGACCCAAUUGAAUGACUAAAUACCAGUCUGAAGGACAACUCAGUAAGAUCCCAAAAUGUCACUUUUGGAAAAGUGUCAGAUUUUCUUCAGGCUGUGUGUUGCCCUCACCUGCUGCUACUUCUUUGGCACACCAGAAAGCUGAAAAAUGCACUAUUUUACGUUAGAGAAAUGAAAGAGGAUGUGACCCUCAGUAGCACUCUUCUGACACUGCUGAACACAUUUCUCCUCAGCCAACAUGCUGGUAGUAGUAAGAUAUUCAUUAUUAUACCACUUGUCAUCUGGGCCCCUUUCCAUGGUUCCAGGUCAGUGUUAGGGUGAUUCAUGGAGAGGUUGUUCAGCAGUUCCUCAUGCAGUUGCUAGAAAAGGGACAGCUGCUUUCCUCAAUGUUAAAGUGCUGUGCUAUUUUGUUAAAAUUGAUUCUCUUUUUAAAGUAAGCACUGAAUGAAUGAAGUUAUUCAUUUAUUUAAAAGUGUUAAAACAUCAAAUUGCAAGCUGUAGCCGAAAAACAUACAUCAUACUUAACUGGAGAGAAAAGGCCUCGUGUAGCACUAAUACAUGUGGCGAAAUGAUCUUCUUAAGGGAGCAAGUGAAAAUAGAUCAUCUCCAUCUGCGAAGCGUAUGGGUAUUAGUUUCAUGUUUUGUAAAUUUUAAUAUUACAGACCUUUUAUCUGAAAUAUAAAUGCAAUUGUAAUAUCUUUAUGACUAACAAACAACAGAAUUUAGUGUGAGCAAUAUUUAAAUGUGUAGAUAUUGAAUAGUAGGUAAUGGAGCAUCAUUGUUAAAUUUGAUUUCAUUGAUAAUGAUUUUAAAAGGGAUUCUUUUUCAGUAUUGUAAAUAUCUUACAAAAAUGGUUUAUUAAAGCUAAAAAAAGCUGAAUUUUAAAAUCAUCUUUCCCUGGUGUGGAGGUACAUUUAUAUUGUAGCUGUUACAAACAUAUUUCUUUUCUUAGCAUUUGGAACACUUCUUGCCAAGACUGUUGUAUUUCUUAGAGCAGGAAUGAAAGCCCUCAGAUCACUGGGAAGUUCCUACUUUGCAUUCAUUAUUAGAAUGUCUUAGGUACUGACUGUGAUCUAAUACAGGACAUUCAUGAGGCACUAUCAUACGGCUUAGAUUUGGCAUUGAAUGCAGUUUUCAGAUUUUUGAAAUACAGAUACUGACAUUUGUAGGGCAAGUCUAAAUGUUUGUAGUUUCGUAACUUAUGUACUACUCAAAAUAAAGGUAUGAGCAAAACCAACUAUUCUGA
Sceloporus undulatus (fence lizard) is the source of this 5229-nucleotide messenger RNA. It is a transcript of the gene CXADR, whose product is annotated as CXADR Ig-like cell adhesion molecule. Gene Ontology annotation, biological process: homotypic cell-cell adhesion. Lineage: Eukaryota; Metazoa; Chordata; Lepidosauria; Squamata; Phrynosomatidae. Bases 183 to 1184 code for a protein of 333 amino acids. Gene Ontology annotation, cellular component: basolateral plasma membrane; bicellular tight junction; intercalated disc. Gene Ontology annotation, molecular function: cell adhesion molecule binding. The record is from RefSeq and is a predicted model, not a curated record. The transcript has 7 exons.